Molecule: messenger RNA, 1174 nt
Organism: Pogoniulus pusillus (Red-fronted tinkerbird)
Lineage: Eukaryota; Metazoa; Chordata; Aves; Piciformes; Lybiidae
Gene: SAP30
Product: Sin3A associated protein 30
Exons: 4
Coding region: 295-960 (221 amino acids)
Biological process (GO): regulation of DNA-templated transcription
Cellular component (GO): histone deacetylase complex
Molecular function (GO): transcription coregulator activity; protein binding
Source: RefSeq, a predicted model, not a curated record
ACAUGACAGGGGGGGAAGGAGGAAGUGGGGCGACUCGAGGGGUACCGCCACCGAUCCAGUAAACGGCGGGGCUCGGGCAGCGGCAGCUAUCGGGGAGAGUCUUUCCCGCGACGUGCAGGCCGGCCGCCCUUGAGGGCGGGCUUGCGUCCCGGUGCCGCUGCUUAAGAGGAGGCAAGCAGAGAGCAGGGGGAGCGCCCCGCCGGGCCGCGGCGUCUCGCCGGGGAAGUUUAGUGCGGAGAGGAAUCCCGCCGCCGUCUCCCGGACUCACUACCGGCCGCGGGGGUGGCGCCGGGUAUGAACGGCUUCGCCCCCGAGGAGGUGACCCAGCGCGGGGCGGACCCCGCUGCCGCCGCUGCUGCCGCCGCAGUGGUAGGCAAUGCAGGCUCUGCCGUGGAGGUGCCGCCGCCGCCGCCAGCGCCGCCCGGGCUCGGUCUGACCGCUGCUGCUGCUGGCUCUGCGGGCGCCGGAGGUGCGGGCGGCCCCGGGGCCGGGCAGAUGUGCUGCUUGCGGGAGGAGGGAGAGCGGUGCGGCCGCGCCGCUGGCAACGCCAGCUUCAGCAAGCGGAUCCAGAAGAGCAUCUCGCAGAAGAAGGUGAAGAUCGAGCUGGACAAGAGCGCAAGACAUCUGUAUAUUUGUGACUUCCAUAAAAACUUGAUUCAGAGUGUGAGAAAUAGAAGAAAGAGGAAAGGCAGCGAUGAUGAUGGUGACUCACCAGUACAAGAUAUCGACACUCCAGAGGUUGAUUUGUAUCAGUUACAAGUAAACACACUUCGAAGGUACAAAAGACACUUCAAACUACAGACCAGACCAGGACUUAACAAAGCACAGCUUGUUGAAAUAAUUGGCUGCCAUUUUAGGACAAUUCCAGUGAAUGAAAAGGACACCUUAACAUAUUUCAUCUACUCAGUGAAGAAUGACAAGAACAAAACAGAUCUAAAGAUGGAUAGUGGGGUUCAUUAAACGUAAAAGGUUGGGACUGAGACUCAGGCUGCAAAUCAAAAGACUGAGGGGUUUUGUUGAUAUGCAAAAGCUUUCUUUGUAACUUUUUUUUCCUGAGACUUUAUCUCUGUUUUAUUUUUCAUAAUAUUGCUGUUUUGUUUGAAAACCAUCUCUUAUGAAACAAAUUUCCUCAGCAAAACUAUUUUAAAUAAAUAUCACUGAUAUUGUUGCUCAA